AUGAGGCGGGGCGCGGCGGCUGGCUGAGGAGCUGUUGGGCGGCGGCGGCGGCGGGCUUGGAGCUGCCGGGCGGGAGCGGCGUAGGCGCGGGGUCACUAGCAGCGCGAACCUGGACAUGGAGCCGCCCGGCGGGGGCCCGGGGCCCGGCCGCGGGACCCGGGACAAGAAGAAGGGCCGGAGCCCGGACGAGCUGCCUUCGGCGGGCGGCGACGGCGGCAAAUCCAAGAAAUUUACUCUGAAGCGGCUCAUGGCAGAUGAGUUGGAGAGAUUUACCAGCAUGAGAAUUAAGAAGGAGAAAGAAAAGCCUAAUUCUGCUCAUAGAAAUUCUUCUGCAUCAUAUGGGGAUGAUCCCACAGCACAGUCAUUGCAGGAUGUUUCAGAUGAGCAAGUUCUAGUACUCUUUGAACAGAUGCUGUUGGAUAUGAACCUGAACGAGGAAAAACAGCAACCUUUGAGGGAGAAGGACAUUAUCAUCAAGAGAGAGAUGGUGUCCCAGUACUUGCACACCUCCAAGGCUGGCAUGAGUCAAAAGGAGAGCUCUAGGUCAGCCAUGAUGUACAUUCAGGAGCUGAGGUCGGGCUUGCGGGAUAUGCCUCUGCUCAGCUGCCUGGAGUCCCUUCGUGUCUCCCUCAACAACAACCCUGUCAGUUGGGUGCAAACAUUUGGUGCUGAGGGCCUGGCUUCCUUAUUGGACAUCCUUAAACGACUUCAUGAUGAGAAAGAGGAGACUGCUGGAAGCUACGAUAGCCGUAACAAGCAUGAGAUCAUCCGCUGCUUGAAAGCUUUUAUGAACAACAAGUUUGGAAUCAAGACCAUGUUGGAGACAGAAGAAGGAAUUCUGCUGCUGGUCAGAGCCAUGGAUCCUGCUGUUCCCAACAUGAUGAUUGAUGCAGCUAAGCUGCUUUCUGCUCUUUGUAUCCUACCACAGCCAGAAGACAUGAAUGAAAGAGUUUUGGAGGCGAUGACAGAAAGAGCUGAAAUGGAUGAGGUGGAACGUUUCCAGCCACUGCUGGAUGGAUUAAAAAGUGGGACCUCCAUUGCUCUCAAGGUGGGAUGCCUACAGCUGAUCAAUGCUCUCAUCACACCAGCUGAAGAACUUGACUUCCGAGUUCACAUCCGAAGCGAACUGAUGCGCUUGGGGCUGCAUCAAGUGUUGCAGGACCUUCGAGAGAUUGAAAAUGAUGAUAUGAGAGUGCAACUAAAUGUGUUUGAUGAACAAGGAGAAGAAGAUUCCUAUGACCUGAAGGGACGGCUGGAUGACAUUCGAAUGGAGAUGGAUGACUUCAGUGAAGUCUUCCAGAUUCUCUUAAACACAGUGAAGGAUUCAAAGGCAGAGCAACACUUCCUCUCCAUCCUGCAGCACCUACUCUUAGUCCGAAAUGACUAUGAGGCCAGACCGCAGUACUAUAAGUUGAUUGAAGAAUGUAUUUCUCAGAUAGUUCUGCACAAGAAUGGGGCUGAUCCUGACUUCAAGUGCCGGCACCUCCAGAUUGAUAUUGAGGGAUUGAUUGAUCAAAUGAUUGAUAAAACAAAGGUGGAGAAAUCUGAAGCCAAAGCUACAGAGCUGGAAAAAAAGCUGGACUCAGAGUUAACAGCCCGACAUGAGCUACAGGUGGAAAUGAAAAAGAUGGAAAGUGACUUUGAGCAGCAGCUCCAGGAUCUUCAGGGAGAAAAGGAUGCAUUGGAUUCUGAAAAGGAAAAAGUUGCCACAGAGAAACAGAACCUGGAAGCAGAAGUGUCUCAGCUCACAGGAGAGGUUGCCAAGCUGUCCAAGGAACUGGAAGAUGCCAAGAAAGAAGUGGCUUCACUCUCCACUGCAGUUACUGCUGCAGUCCCUCCUAGCAGUGCUACUUUUCCCCCUGCCCCUCCUUUACCUGGUGACUCUGGGCCUGUCAGUCCCCCCUCACCCCCUUUACCAGGAGAGGUUAGCACAGCCUCUGCACCCCCUCUUCCUAGGGGUGGGGCCAUUCCUCCUCCACCACCUCCUCCUCCUCCUCUGCCUGGGGGUGCCUACAUCCCCCCACCCCCUCCUCUGCCUGGGGGUACCUGCAUCCCUCCACCUCCCCCUUUGCCUGGGGGUGCCUACAUCCCCCCACCCCCCCCUCUGCCUGGGGGUGUCUGCAUCCCCCCACCCUCUCCUCUGCCUGGGGGUGCCUGCAUCCCCCCACCUCCCCCUUUGCCUGGGGGUGCCUGCAUCCCCCCACCCCCCCCUUUGCCUGGGGGUGCCUGCAUCCCCCCACCCCCGCCUCUGCCUGGGGGUGCCGGCAUCCCCCCACCCCCGCCUCUGCUUGGGGGUGCCGGCAUCCCCCCACCUCCUCCUCCCUUGCCUGGAGGACCAGGAAUGCUACCUCCCCCUCCCCCUCUUCCUGGUGGAAUCCCUCCACCCCCUCCAUGUCCUGGAGGCCCUGGUAUUCCUCCACCUCUCCCUUUUGGAGUUCCUGCAGCCCCAGUUCUGCCAUUUGGAUUAACCCCAAAGAAACUUUACAAGCCAGAGGUACAGCUCCGGAGGCCAAACUGGUCCAAGUUUGUUGCUGAGGACCUUUCCCAAGACUGCUUCUGGACAAAGGUGAAGGAGGACCGAUUUGAGAACAAUGAACUUUUCGCCAAACUUACCCUUACCUUUUCUGCCCAGACCAAGAACUUAAUACAGACUCCUCCCAAGUAG
Mesoplodon densirostris (Blainville's beaked whale) is the source of this 2665-nucleotide messenger RNA. RefSeq names its product diaphanous related formin 1 (gene DIAPH1). Gene Ontology annotation, cellular component: actin filament; cytoplasm. The transcript is spliced from 18 exons. Gene Ontology annotation, biological process: actin filament polymerization; actin cytoskeleton organization. Bases 116 to 2665 code for a protein of 849 amino acids. NCBI's taxonomy places the organism in Eukaryota, Metazoa, Chordata, Mammalia, Artiodactyla, Ziphiidae. The record is from RefSeq and is a predicted model, not a curated record. Gene Ontology annotation, molecular function: small GTPase binding; microtubule binding; actin binding.